This is a messenger RNA of Ochlerotatus camptorhynchus, 460 nucleotides long. Its product is annotated as CCAAT/enhancer-binding protein homolog 2-like. The record is from RefSeq and is a predicted model, not a curated record. Gene Ontology annotation, molecular function: DNA-binding transcription factor activity, RNA polymerase II-specific; RNA polymerase II cis-regulatory region sequence-specific DNA binding. The transcript is spliced from 2 exons. Gene Ontology annotation, biological process: regulation of transcription by RNA polymerase II; DNA-templated transcription. Bases 51 to 455 code for a protein of 134 amino acids. NCBI's taxonomy places the organism in Eukaryota, Metazoa, Arthropoda, Insecta, Diptera, Culicidae.
CCCAAAAACUAAUUCGGAAGUGCUCAAACACAGCAAGUGAUCAGCAUAAAAUGCCUCCAAAGCGGAAAGCACCCACGACCGAUGAAGAUGACGACGACUACCGUAAGAAACGCGACCGAAAUAAUCAGGCGGUCAAACGGAGUCGUGUAAAAUCCAAGCAACGAACGGAGGAAACUCAGGUGAAGGUCAAUGAGCUACGAAUCAAAAACCAAAUUCUGGAGGAUAAAAUUAAGAAUCAGACAAAAGAACUUAAGUUUCUGAAGGAACUGUUCUUGACACAGGCGCAAGCAAAAGCCGACAAACUGGUCGGAGUCAAUCUGGCGGAACUGCUGAAGAGCUCCGAUGAAGAGGGGGACGAUGAGGGUGAAGGCGGAAGCGGGAAGAAAUCGGGAAGCGAGCAAAAAACUAGCAAAGCUGGCAGCAGUCGGAAGGCGAGGACUUCCAGUAAAAGCUAGUCGGU